AGAGAGAAAGAACGAGAGGGAGAGACCGGUGAUGGCUGCGAUGAUGACGGUCAGUAGUUGUAUAUACCGGUUAAGCCGUUCAGUACCAGCCCGACGUCCGUCACGGCUAAACCUCAACCGUUCGGUUUCGUCGACUCUCUUCUUCUACUUCUGACUUCGCGCAUCGCGACGAAUUUCUUGUUCCUGUGCGAAUUUUUUUAUCGCAAGUUUGUCAUUUCACUUGGCCUGACUGCAAACUUCAACUUCCGUAAAUGAUAUUUCGAUUCAACUUGAUUAAGUGAGAUCAUGAGCCGAAAAAUCGAGAAGAAACGAUUCAUUAAUAAUUUUAAGGAACCAUCAUCAGGUGAUCAUCAGAAAAUAAUGCAUGUGCGCGAAAUUAAAUGACAGAGAUAUUAUUUUCCGAAUCAUUUACAUACUCGUCGAAGAAUUUGGUAUCAUCGUGGAAUUCUUUUCUUUCCAAACGACUGCAUCGUGUGUUUCUAAUCCAACAGAAUGCGACGCGAUCAGACAAUCAGACCAUCUCGAGAUUUAUUUAAUCAAUCCAUUCGAUAUUGACACAAGUGAAAAGCGUAUAUUUCAAAGAUCGUCAAUCGAAUCUCCACAAAAUUUAUUAAACAUAGUUUAUAUUAAAUUUUUUUAAGUGUAUUUGAUAUUAAAAUUUCGCCAAGAUGAGGAACUGAUUUUCGGCGAAUCGGUCCCAGCAGGCGGCAUCGAGGAAUUAGUUAGUCCACAUCGUGAAUCACGGUGAAUCACGCGCGAUGGUGGCUUCCCCGUCGUACGAUCGUGUUCGUUCCCGUCGGAAAUCCGUGGUUGUCGUUGCAUACCGAGAUACGAGAUGAAUCACGAGGAUACAUUGAGUCGAAGUGAGCGCGGAUGAAGUGAUUACACCAAGACUCGUGGAUUUACCAUAUCGCGGACCAGCUUGGUCCUCUGAGAGCGAUCGAAGGGAUCAGAAUGCGGUGGAUCGGUUACGUGGCCACGAUUCUCUGGUGGUCGGGCAUCGCCAGGUCUCUCAGUACGCUGAAUCGAGGUCACAGUUACAAGAUCAGUCCGAAGCCCUGCAAAGUGCCUGGUUCCGAGAGCAAGGAAGGCACGUGCAUGUUCGUAUGGGAGUGCAUCAAGUCCGAGGGAACGCACGUGGGCGUGUGCGUGGAUACGUUCAUGUUCGGCAGUUGUUGCAUCCACAACACGACGAUAAAUACGAUAAGUACGUCUCACCAUCCUCAUCAACAGCAGCAGCACAGCAAUACGACUACGAGUACACUCAAGCCAACUCUGUUUGACCCGGCAGCGUCAACUGAGACCACCAAACUGACCACGUCGAUCUCUCCCUCGAGUUGGAGCACGGGAUCAAACACCGCGAGACCGAGUCUCCAUCAACUUUCAGGGUCUCACGGCUCAACCAGACCGUUAAAACCGUAUUCGCACAGUGCCGCAAGGCCCUUGCAGAAGAGGCCGCAUGCGAAACCGACGUCCGAGCACGACGUUGAUAGGCUGCAAACCCCCGCGGUGUCUGUCUCCGCGUCCACCCCGAGCACAUGGACGAAAGGCAGGCCGCAGAAAACGAAGAGACCCGGAAAUCAUCACGAGAAUCACUCUCAUCAUCAGAAGACGAGACCGGAUGAGGAACAAACGAGCGAGAAACCUCUCUCUGUCCAAAGCCAACCGGGCUUCAAGGACAAAAUAGAGACUCAUAAUACGCUAAUAGUACGUUUGCCGGGAAAGGAGCAUGCCGAUGACGAGGCUGCUGGCUUGAGCAAGCCGGCUAAACCGAAUAAACCGAACAACCAGAGGCCAGUUGAGUCGAGACCGGACGAGAAGACCGGCGAUGUCGAUCUCAACGUGCAAGAGACGAUAAAUCGGCCAAAUUCGGUCAAUUCUGUCGUUGAGAAAGAAACGGCGAAAGAACCCCAUCCGAAUGUAAAUUUUAUACACACUGAACGACCGCAGUGGGCAACCAAGCCAGUACAAUCGAAACCGUCGUCGACGGAUUUUUCAAAGCCGUUCUUCUCGAUCAAAACGACGACGAAUCGACCGAUCUCGAUAAGUAGUCAGGCAAAUCAAAGACCGAAUUUUAUCUCGAAACCGAAUACCUGGUCCACAAAAACAUCGACGACUAGGCCGACAACGACCACUAGGCCGACUUAUAACAAGCAGUCUUCCAUCAGCGCAGCUGGAUCCAUACCACAAACUUCUCAUUGGCAAGUGACUACAGAGCCAGUCUUCGUUACAAAACAUAAACCGUCGUCGUUAUCUUCAUCCUCGUCCUCGUCAUCGUCGUUCUCAACGUCGUCAUUUUCAUCAUCCUCGUUUCCGUCAUCACUAUCAUCAUCGUCAUCAUCGUCCAAACCAAUGACCACGAUUACAGAGACGAUACGAAUACCGUCUUCAGGUACAAACUCUCAUUUCUGGUCGAACAGCUGGACGCCACCUAGGCCAUCCUUGAAACCGCACUGGACGGAUAGUCCUAGUCUCCUUCAGAAUGGACCGGAAAAGUUUCCAUCGCGACCGAGCUUUAAGCCGACCGAGUCGCAACAAAGCACUGAGUAUCAGAAGCCCCUGGGUUCAGCGCACUACAUAACGACGUCCCACUUGGAAACGUCAACUAGGCCACGACCCACGAAGAAAACCACAAUACUGAGCACAACGUCGCUGAGUACAUCAAUACCUUCGACAACCAUUCAUGCUACAACUAACCCGACGACCGCGAUAACGACAGUGACGACAGUGACAGUGACUGCACCGACUAGCACAGUCAGUGCUAGCACCACGAGUAUCGUUCCAACUCAAGGGUCGGCUGAUCGCGAGGCAUCAACAGCGGCGAGCGAGAAGGGGACGGGUUCGGUGAUGACGAUUCCGGCCGCUGACGAGAGCAAACACAUGCAGUGUGGGGUACCGCCGUUGUUCCCGCGACCGGAAACGCGAAUUGUUGGCGGGAAGGAUGCACCGUUCGGCCGAUGGCCCUGGCAAGUAUCCGUACGUCGGACGUCCUUUUUCGGCUUCUCGAGCACUCACCGAUGUGGCGGUGCGGUACUCAACGAGAAUUGGAUCGCCACCGCGGGUCAUUGCGUCGACGAUUUGCUGACGACGCAAAUACGAAUACGAGUCGGGGAAUACGACUUCUCGUCGGUCCAGGAGCGACUGCCCUACGUGGAACGUGGCGUCGCCAAGAAAGUCGUGCACCCCAAGUACAACUUUUUCACGUACGAAUACGAUCUGGCCUUGGUGCGACUUGAGAGCUCCUUGACGUUCGCAGCGCACAUCUCGCCUAUUUGUCUGCCAGCCACGGAUGAUCUCUUGAUCGGGGAGAAUGCAACGGUAACGGGUUGGGGAAGGUUGAGCGAGGGUGGAACAUUGCCCUCGAUAUUGCAAGAGGUUUCUGUGCCGAUAGUGAGUAAUGACAGGUGCAAAUCGAUGUUCUUAAGAGCUGGCAGACACGAGGUCAUUCCGGACAUCUUCCUCUGCGCCGGUUACGAAACCGGUGGGCAAGAUUCGUGUCAGGGUGAUUCCGGAGGUCCUCUCCAAGUACGCGGAAAAGAUGGUAGGUACUUUCUCGCCGGUAUCAUAUCGUGGGGGAUCGGAUGCGCGGAAGCUAACUUGCCGGGAGUCUGUACAAGGAUCUCCAAAUUCGUACCGUGGAUUUUGAAGAACGUUACCUGAUCUACUCCACGAUCAACGCGACUAUAGAUAUGCGAAUAAGAGAGAACUUGACAGAACCUAUACCCGAAUGUUAUAAGCGAUUCGCAACAUUGGAUCGCGAGAUAUCGAGAAACCAAGUUGAUCACCUUAGAUCCUUCUCGCAAAUGAGAACGUAUCUUCUAUCAUUUGCAUUUAUUUAUUGUAUUCACACUGCCACUCACGAAAUAACACAAUCUGUGGUGUUGCUACAUAUGCACAAGAAAUGGAAUCGAGUCAUCGGAUAUUCUAGCGACGUACGCGAAACAGUCGUGCAUUGCAACAGUAUACAUCGAGAAAACUUGUAUUUAUAUAUAAAUCUACGUAAGGAAAUAAUAUAUAUUUUUUAGAUUAUAAGGCUAGACAGCUGAAUAACCGAGGGAAGUCUGAAUUGUAAUAAAGAGCUCAAAGAAGUCUGCUAGAGAUAAAAGGAAACGCUGUUAUUAUUCUUGCUAUUAUUUUGCUUCGAAAAAUGAACAUAACAUGAUCUUUAGGAAAAAUUGCGAUUUUUCAUAUAUAAAACACACACUAAAUUUACUAGUAAAAGCUAUGUAUUUUGAAAAAUUAGUUUAAU
Molecule: messenger RNA, 4249 nt
Organism: Camponotus floridanus (Florida carpenter ant)
Lineage: Eukaryota; Metazoa; Arthropoda; Insecta; Hymenoptera; Formicidae
Product: serine proteinase stubble
Exons: 9
Coding region: 955-3660 (901 amino acids)
Biological process (GO): proteolysis
Molecular function (GO): serine-type endopeptidase activity
Source: RefSeq, a predicted model, not a curated record